AUGUCACAAAUACAACAAAGGUCUGAUUCCAUGUCCCAUGUUUGGAGAUGCGAGAGUGGAGUACCUAUAUACCCUCUAACAUAUGAUUGCACCCCCCGGUCGCUUCCCGUCAAGUUGGCCAAUGAAAGAUACAGAUUGGUGGGUGGCUUAGGAAGCGGUAGCUUUGGCUCGGUGAUGAUGGCCAAAGUUAGAAGAAGCGCCCUAAAAAUUAUCAAAGAAGAAAUGAGUCUGUCGCAUGACACUUUACUUGAACCAAUUAAGGAAAGCGGUAAAACCUCAUACGAUUUGGUAGCCAUCAAGAUACUGAACCGGAAACUAACAAAUUUGCAAGACUACAGCAAAGUCAAAGAGGUAAAGUUCAUUCUCUCGGUGACUUCUCAUCAGAAUUUGGUGCAAGUCUAUGAUCUAUUCGUGGAUAAAGCUUCGUUCAAGUUGCAUAUAGUCAUGGAAGCUUUGGAUCAAAAUCUUUACCAGCUUCUGAAGGCCAGAAAAGGUAGUCUAUUUUCUUCUGGAACGUUGAAAAGUAUUCUUUCUCAAAUAUUGGCUGCAAUACGUCACAUUCAUCGCUGUCAUUUCUUCCAUAGAGAUGUCAAGCCAGAAAAUAUUCUUGUCAUGCCUACCGUAUCCUUCUAUGGCUCAAAAGAGAGCGUUCCACCUCUCAUGAGAAAGGAUAGUUAUGUUGUGAAGCUCGCAGAUUACGGCCUAGCCAGGCAUAUAAGUAACACCAAACCUUUUACUGCAUAUGUCUCCACUCGUUGGUACAGAUCUCCAGAAAUCCUUCUCAGAAACAAGAGUUACUCCUUUCCAGUAGAUAUUUGGGCCUUUGGCUGCGUCGCGGUAGAGGCUGCAACUUUCACCCCACUUCUUCCAGGGCAAAACGAAUUGGAUCAAACCUGGAAAGUGUUGGAGUUGCUCGGAUAUCCAGAAAAGACAUCCUCCGAUGAUUUAGACCUUCUCGUCACACCUCCUCUUGGUGGAUAUUGGGAGGAUGCCCAACUAUUGGCUUCAAAUCUAGGCUUCUGCCUACCAAAAUUACCGGGAAGCACCAUUCAUAAUGUCCUCCCUCGAAAAGAUAUUGAGAGAUCAGAACGUCACGAACUUUAUAAAGUCAUUCAAUCAUGCUUGCUUUGGGAUCCAAAGCUGAGAGGUAUUGCUGAAAAGCUUGCGCAGAGUUCAUAUUUCGACUGUACCGUUCUCCGGACAGAAGAUGCGAAAUUGAAUAAGGUGAGAAGGGAUUUCCAGAACUCUUUGACAAAUUUGGAAGUCAAAUUCGAUAAUGAAGAAUCAACGAAGAUUCCACUACCAGAAGUGACUUCAGAUACCAUCUUUAAUGAUGAAAAUAAGCAGGAACCAUCCGAGGUCUGGCAGACCAAGCUCAAAAGGCUGCCUCAUAUCACUAUGGACAUGUUUCGUAUUUUUAAACAAAAGAGCGAAUCGUCCAACGACGUACAAAGGAGCAUUAGCACAGAAGAAGAAAGUGUUCCUUCGUUAGAAGAAGAGCCUUAUGAAGAAUUUCAAGGCAGAUCGGAAGAAACUGGUUACUUCGAUCUUGGUAUCAAUAGUUCCCUGAAAUCUCGAUUAUCGGAAGCUCUUGAAUUCGAGAACACGGAUGGAGAAAGAUUGGCUACGACGCCAAUAGAGAAGAUUUCGCCAGAGGAUUCAGCAAUUUUGAGGGAGAAGCAUCACUUGUCUAACAGGAACGAAUCACAAUUACCCACUGUGGAUAUCUCUUCGUACAACAACGAGCAUGACAUAAUAAAAGGAUCAAGAAACCAAAACUUGAUUGAUACCCUUUCCUACAGCUAUGACCAGAACUUGAAUGAAUACGAAAACAGUUUCUAUGACUGGACGACAACCCAGUAA
Molecule: messenger RNA, 1863 nt
Organism: Brettanomyces nanus
Lineage: Eukaryota; Fungi; Ascomycota; Pichiomycetes; Pichiales; Pichiaceae
Exons: 1
Coding region: 1-1863 (620 amino acids)
Biological process (GO): protein phosphorylation; intracellular signal transduction
Cellular component (GO): nucleus; cytoplasm
Molecular function (GO): ATP binding; protein serine/threonine kinase activity
Source: RefSeq, a predicted model, not a curated record